Messenger RNA from Pangasianodon hypophthalmus (striped catfish), 1957 nucleotides. It is a transcript of the gene cldn34a, whose product is annotated as claudin 34a. Bases 181 to 924 code for a protein of 247 amino acids. Gene Ontology annotation, biological process: cell adhesion; bicellular tight junction assembly. The transcript is spliced from 2 exons. The record is from RefSeq and is a predicted model, not a curated record. Gene Ontology annotation, cellular component: bicellular tight junction; plasma membrane. Lineage: Eukaryota; Metazoa; Chordata; Actinopteri; Siluriformes; Pangasiidae. Gene Ontology annotation, molecular function: structural molecule activity.
AUUUACACUUCAGCAUCAACUGAGACGUGGUGUGUGUUUGAAGCCGGGUUAUGAAUGUGCGGUUUUUGUCACUUCAGACCUUGACAUUUGCUGAGGUAGUCUAAUGAAAGAAUGUUCCAGAAGGCUACAUGCAGCAAUUUUUACAGACGUCACUGACUGAGUUCAGGUCUAUGUACCUAAAUGAUGAACUACCUGGCCCACACGGCCCACUGGCAGUUCUUUGGUUUGGUGCUGGCAGUACUGGGAUUGAUCCUGACAGCUGCCACCAGUGGAAUGGAUGACUGGAGAGUGUGGUAUGUAGACGACAUGUCCGUCAUCACCUCUGGGAUGGCCUGGUUUGGCAUCUGGAGGGCCUGUUUUUAUAGCAGCGUCCUUGACACGGCUGAGUUUUGCCGAAGCAUAAGCAUCACAGACUCGUUCAUUCCUCCAGAGAUUGCUGCAGGACAGGUGAUGUGUAUGAUGGCCAUCCCUGUGGGAAUCGCUGCAAACCUGGUUGCAGGAUACGCCGUGAGACGUGCUUACUUCAACAUCGAUGGAGGGCACAUCAGACUUUUCUUCUCAUCAGCAGGAGCUUUGUAUUUCCUCACCGCAACGUGCUCGCUGAUUCCUGUUAUUUGGAACAUGAGUUCAGUGCUGGAGAAUCGUACGAUUGAUUUCCCGCCAGAGUUUCUUCUACCUCCUGCACCGUAUAAACAGGAGCUGGGCCUGGGGAUCGUAAUGGGAAUCGGCUCCUCUGUCCUGCUUAUUAUAAGUGGGCUGCUCUUCCUGUCCUACAGGCAAACACGUAAACCCAGGAAACACAAGACUGAGGGAACCAAGGAGAAAAACCGAGGCAGCACAAACCUCAGAACUGGUGCUCUGGACACUGAUAGUGUAAGAGAAGGGAAAGAGAACCCAGCAUUCAAGGUAGAAGACAUGCUGUAAUGUAGAUUUCUGGACAUUUAGAAAAUAAUCUGCAGCAGCUUAUCUCCUCUGAGUCAUUUCAAAUCUAUGGCAUGUAAUGCUGUUUAAACAUGUUUAACUUACACUUCUCAACCAAUCAGAUUUCACUCCACUCUGUCGCAAAAUUUAUAUGGCACUAGACAUGAGGUGUGCUCUUUACCUUUCAACAUCUCCCACUUCUGUUCAUGGUCUAUCCUAAAUCUAGAUCCAAUAUACAGUAAACAGGAUUAUGGGUUAUAUAUGCAAUGCACACUAAGUAUAUUCAGCAUUUCUUGCAUCAGAUUUAUGUUAUUAAUCCACUUGUUUUUAGCAGUUUUACUGUUUUUUUGUAUUUUGUUUUGUCUGUGAAGUAAACAAGCGUGGCUUUUAGCACUUUCAUGGCUUGGGGCUGCUGCUGUGCUGUAAAAUCACAGGAUGUGCCAUUACAGUUGAGUGUAGAGGUGUUUAGUUUAACAGAACUAAAACAUCCUUUCCGGUUUUUCCUUUGAAUGACAAUGGUGAUUGAACCAAAAUACAGUAAUGAAAAAGGACAAAACAUGUUGGACUAAUUGUGUUUUACAAUGUACAGUGAACAGAACAUUUUAAAAGGAUGUGUUUAAAAGGAUGCAUUUCUAGUAAGCAUUGAAUUAAAGUGUAUUAUACUGUAUCACAGUACUGUUGAACUUUCUAAUCUAACUGGUCAGAAGGUGUUAAUUAAUUUUCUACAGCAGCUCUUACAGUAGUUUUGGCUGCAGGCCAAAUCACAGGCUUGUACAGCUGUUGGUGAAAUUUCCUGAAAGUUUGUGGUGAAAUCUUCUGAAAGUUUUCCAACAGUGCAUUUUCUUUUCAGUGUUUUUUUUUUUUUUUUGCCUUAUUGUCUUUCAGAGAGAGAGAGAGAGAGAGAGAGAGAGAGAAAGAAAUAGAGAGGCUGGUAAGGAAAUGUUUGUAGCUGCUCUCACACACGUGAUAACAGUAACUAAGUUGAUUAAUGGAUUUUUCUACAACAAUAAAUGUAACUAUAAACAGAUUAAAAAAA